This is a messenger RNA of Didymella exigua CBS 183.55, 1077 nucleotides long. RefSeq lists its product as uncharacterized. The record is from RefSeq and is a predicted model, not a curated record. NCBI's taxonomy places the organism in Eukaryota, Fungi, Ascomycota, Dothideomycetes, Pleosporales, Didymellaceae. Bases 422 to 979 code for a protein of 185 amino acids. The transcript has a single exon.
AGACAACCUGCUAUCAGGACUCCAUUAUUCGGAGCCGAACAUGAGCUUAAGUCCGGCUCCUCCGGUUCUCCGGACUGUCCGAACAUCAGCACCGUUGACAAUGUAGAUGACGGAUAACGAACACAGUUGUUUCACAUAAGAUGGAGGCUCCAAGGCCAGGGCAAGUAAUCUCCAGUUGCUUGCACCAGUGCCCAACACGCACCUUUACCACAAUCGUCUAUCGUUGCAAUCCAAAUCAAGAGCAACGAGCAGUUGUCGACAAACAGCACAGAGCUCAGUCACACAGUGUCCACAGCUUCAUCAUGACUUCAAGUCGAAAAAUCUUAGUCAUUGGCGGAAGUGGCCGUACUGGAAAACUCGUUAUUGAAGAGCUUCUCCAACGAAACCACGAAGUCCUGCCCUGGUCUAGAAACCUGGAGCUAUGAAGGACAAGAUCAACGCAAGGCUCAAAACAGUCGCCGGCACACCGAUGGAGAUCCAGGAUGUCCGUGAAGCAUUCGUCCAGAGUAAGCCUGAAGCUGUCAUCCUUACCCUGUCAGCGCCACAGGCCAGCGACAGUCUCUUCGCAGCAGUCAUCGCACCGGCUAGAUUGAUGGCAGACUCAACAGCAAACAUCGUAACCAUUACGAAGAAGUUCGGCACAUCCAAGAUCGUCAUAUUGCAAGCCUUCGACGUGGGCGAAUCAUGGAUCAACAUGCAUCGCGUGCUGCAGUUGCUGAUGAAGAAAAGCAACAUGAUAUAUCAAUACAAUGACCACAACCUCGUUGCCAAAGAGACAAAAGCAAGCGCAGAAAAUUAUGUUCUUGUGCGCCCGCCGAGACUGAUGGAGGACGAAACCAAGGAGAUUAAGGAGUACUCCAACCACGGGAAGGGCGUGUCUGUGCUAGCUGAUAUUACGAGGGAUAGUGUUGUGAAGUUUCUUGUGGAUGCAGCUGAGAGGAGUGACUGGGAUAACACUGCACCUGUCAUUACGAAUUAGAGAUAUGCCAACCGUCAGAUAACAGGAUUGGGCGUCCGCUUGACUAGCAAGAUUAGAUGCCGCAGCAAGCUAGAUGCGAAUUCAGCGGUGAAGUUCAU